This is a messenger RNA of Pseudozyma hubeiensis SY62, 1170 nucleotides long. RefSeq lists its product as hypothetical. Gene Ontology annotation, molecular function: 5-methyltetrahydropteroyltriglutamate-homocysteine S-methyltransferase activity; zinc ion binding. NCBI's taxonomy places the organism in Eukaryota, Fungi, Basidiomycota, Ustilaginomycetes, Ustilaginales, Ustilaginaceae. The record is from RefSeq and is a predicted model, not a curated record. The coding region runs from base 1 to 1170 and encodes 389 amino acids. The transcript has a single exon.
AUGUCGUCGACCACUCUGCCCACCGGCUCAGCGCCGUCUUCGCUGCACGUCAACCCACCCUUCCGUCACGCGCACGUUGGAUCCUUCCUCCGCCCUGCUUCGAUCCACACCGCCCGCGCUGACCAUGCUUCCGGCACCAUCUCCGCCUCCGACUUGCGUCAGAUCGAGGACCGCGAGAUCGCCGCUCACGUCCAGUCUCUGCUGAAACACAACAUCCAGGAAAUCACCGAUGGAGAAUUCCGUCGCGAGUACUUCCACCUCGACUUCCUCAAGCACAUUGACGGUAUCACGAUCAGCAAGAACACGCUCGAGCAGAAGGAAGGUCGUGUGCCUCCCACCUUGAGUGUCACGGGGAAAUUGAAGCAUACGCACGAUAUCGAGGUGGACAAUUUCACGUAUUUGAGGAGUUUGGUUCCGGAGGAUGCGGUGAAGAGGAUCAAGAUUACGAUUCCUUCGCCGACCAUGUGUCACUUCCGAGGUGGACGUGCUGCUAUCAGCAAGGAAGCCUACCCUGAUUUGGAGGAGUUUUUCAGCGAUCUUGCGGCGGUGUAUCGAACGGAGAUCGAUGCGCUGUACAAAGCAGGUUGCAGGUAUAUCCAGUUGGACGAUACCAACCUGGCCUACCUCACCGAUGCCACGAUGCGUUCCCAAGCAGAGUCGCGCGGUGAAGACCUCUCCACCCUCCCCCACCACUACGCCCGUCUGAUCAACGCCUCCCUCGCCUCCAAACCCACCGACAUGGUCGCUGCCAUCCACCUCUGCAAGGGAAACUUCCGCUCGCAGUUCUUCGCCCAAGGUUCCGAAGACGGCUACAACCCCAUCGCCAAAGUCCUCUUCCAAGAACUCAACGUCAACGCCUUCUUCCUCGAAUGGGAAGACCACCGUUCCGGCAAAGACUUUACCGCUCUCCAACACCUCCCCGAGAACAAGAUCGUUGUACUCGGUUUGGUCAGCAGCAAGUUUGCUAAACUCGAAGACAAACACCUCCUCAUCCAGAAAAUCCAGGAAGCAGCUGAACAGGUUAAGGGAGGGAAGAAGCAGUUGGGCAUCAGCCCACAGUGCGGCUUCAGCUCCACCGUCCAUGGAAACGAGAUCACCGUCGAGGACCAGUUCAAAAAGUUGGGCUUGUGCAGGGAUGUCGCCCUGAGCGUAUGGGACGACGCUGUAUAA